UGACACUUUGAGAGCUAACGUUAGCCAGUAUCGGUGGGAAAUCAUGGUUUAUUCUUAAUCAAAAACGUUUGUUCAUCUUAUAGCCACUGGCUGUUUGUUGAGUUGGUCCUGCUGAAGAUCUAAGCACAAUCCGCUAACAAAAUGUGGUUAACAUCAACUAUAGUUCGAGCGUGCUAUUAGCAAGCUAACGUUAACAUACAUGCUGGAGUAUAAGUGAGCUAGUUAGCUUAAUUACGCUAUGGUGCUUCUCACACAUUUGUUAUGCUUUUACUUCUUCUGAAUAAUUUGUGCGGCAUGGACACCGAGGGAAUCGUCAUCCGAAUCAAAACCUCACGCGGGGACAUGGACUCCUCUGUGGACAGUCCCUCUAUGCUGAGCUUUAAUGACUUACUGGUAGCUAUAAGGGAUGUCAUGCCAGAAGCCACAAUUACAGCAUUUGAAUAUGAAGAUGAGGUUGGUGAUCGAAUUACGGUCAGGAGUGACGAAGAAAUGAAAGCCAUGCUCUCAUAUUACUGCAAUACUGUGAUGGAGCAACGUGUCAAUGGACUGCUGCCUGAGCCACUGCAGAUCUUUCCUCGAGCCGGCAAGACUCCAGGGAUACGGAACAUACAUGGCCUGAAGGUGAACACGAGGCACGCAUCCGACAACAACCGCACCCCCUGCGCCGCCGAGACGCUGCCCAACAAUAGCUUAAAGAAGUCUUCAGCUGAGCUCAAGAAGAUCCUGACAAAUGGACAGAUAAAUGAGCAAGACAUACAGUAUCAGGAGCAGCUUGGCCACGGAAACGGAGGCACUGUGUACAAGGCUUACCAUGUCUUGGGCAAGAGGGUGUUAGCAGUGAAGGUCAUUCCUUUGGACAUCACUGUGGAACUACAGAAGCAAAUUAUGUCCGAGCUGGAAAUUCUCUACAAGUGCGACUCUCCGUACAUCAUCACAUUCUAUAGCGCCUUCUUCGUGGAGAACCGGAUCUCCAUCUGCACGGAGUUCAUGGACGGGGGUUCGCUGGAUGUGUACCGGCGGGUGCCAGAGCAUGUUUUGGGCCGGAUCGCAGUGGCCGUGGUCAAGGGACUUACAUACUUGUGGAGUCUAAAGAUUUUGCACAGAGAUGUCAAGCCAUCGAACAUGCUGGUCAACACAAGAGGACAAGUGAAGCUGUGCGACUUUGGAGUCAGCACGCAAUUGGUAAACUCCAUCGCUAAAACAUAUGUGGGAACGAAUGCCUACAUGGCUCCUGAGCGGAUAUCGGGGGAGCAGUACGGCAUCCACUCGGACGUCUGGAGUGUCGGCAUCUCAUUAAUGGAGUUAGCCCUGGGUACAUUCCCAUAUCCACAGGGAGAAGAACAUUUAAAGGGGAUUCCAGCCCCAACAACACAUCAUCCAGGCAAAGACCAAAUACAGUACAUCCAGAUCCAGAAGAACCAGGGCUCCCUGAUGCCUCUCCAGUUAUUGCAGUGCAUUGUUGAUGAGGACCCUCCUGUUCUUCCAAUGGGACAUUUCAGUGAGAAGUUCAUCCACUUCAUAACACAAUGUAUGAAGAAGCUUCCCAAAGAGCGCCCACCACCAAACAAUUUAAUGGACCAUGCCUUCGUGCAGCUCUAUGACGACGGGAACAUGGACGUGGUGUCCAUGUGGGUGUGCUGCUGCCUGGAGGAGAGGAGGAGCCAGCAGGCCCAGGCCCACAUGUCCUAAGGGCCACGGCGGGGCGCUCCUGUGGGAUUAUGGGAAGGAUUUCCCAGGACCCCCCCCCCCCCCCCCCCUGGAUCCACGAGGUGCAGAGGAGCCAAAGCACACAGAAAUCAGCCAACACUUCCCUUCCCAUCUGGCCAAGGCUGCGGCCAUUAUGAGAUUUUUUUUUGUUCCCGGUCAUGAACUUAGUCCUAACUUUUGGGCGUUCCGUAGAAAUUCACACCUCCUCUCCUCAUUGACACUGUGUGAUGGACUUCACUUCCAACCCCAACUCUAUGUAUUUGCCUGUUACAUUGAGCUCUGAGUUGAUUAGGAAACCCGAGAUCUUCUGUUGUUGUGGUUGUUCUUUUAUAAUUUUACUAACAUAACGUUUGAGGAAUGAGUACGCGUGUGCAGUUGACCCUAACGUCUUAAACGGAUGUAACCGUGUGAAGAUGAUUGGCUUUACGUUGUUUUUUUUUUCCGUGGGAAAGUGCCAUUUCAGGUGGACUCCAGACGCCUGAGCGACCGUGUUUUAUUGGUUGGCAGCUUUGCAGCGAGUGUUAGUGUUAGCUUUAGCAUUAGCGUGUGACUGUGAGCUGCGUGUAGCGCAGCGACACCUGUGGGCUUGAGUCCACUCUGUCUGCAGUGAAAGAUGUUAAGGGAGCGAUAGCCUCAAACCGCACUGCUUCUGUCAUUAGUAAACAAGUCAGCAAGAUUUGUUGAUCUAGCCCAUUUUACAACCAAAGUGCUUCACAGGGAGAGGAGCAUGGAAAGGACACUCCACCCCCCCAACUACACAUGACGCAUCCAGGCAGAGGCAGACACAAUGCAAAGUGAACACUCCACUCCUCCUCAGCUCCAUACCAGUUUAGUGGCUGCCAAACGCCAGUAGGAAUCAUUGGAUGAAAUAGCUCCACCGAGCUCAGUCAGGCAGGAGGACAGUCGUGGACACGAGUAUCCUGGUCUUUUUUUUUUUUUUUAAGAUUAUUUUUUGGGCUUUUUAUGCCUUUAAUGGACAGGACAGUAGAGAGAAUGACAGGAAGUGAGUGGGAGAGGGAGUCGGGGUGGGAUCCGGAAAGGACCACGGGGCGGGAAUCGAACCCGGGUCGCCGGCGUACGGUGAAGGUGCCCCAGCCAGUUGCGCCACUGCCGGGGCCACGAGUAUCCUGGUCUUGACUCUAAAACCCUCGACACAGCAGGAACGAGGUGCCACACGCGUUCCCCACUCAAGCCCAGCUGUGCCAGGAAACAGCCUCCGUGAGAUUAGGAAGGAGAGAUGUGGGGAAGAUCUCUGGACUACGGAGUCCAUUUGUGCUGCUCAGAUUACCUUGAGCUCCAGAAAAGACAUUGAGAUAAAUGACUGAAUCUAGUGUGAGAGAGAGAGUGUGUGUGUGUGAGUGUGUGUGUGUGUGUGUGAGUGUGAACGUGCUGGGUGCUCUGCAGUCCACCAUGAGGAACGGAUAGCGUUGAGUCGUGAGAUGGAUUGCUGAAGUCCUCUCAUGUUUAAGUGUGUGGCUCGAAUCCGUUUUGCUUCUGUAUGUUACGCACUGCCAUAUGACAUAUUUAAUGGCAUAAUAUUAUUUUAACUUUUUUUGCAGUAUUCUGUUUUUUUAAGUAAUCAUGAGUCAUAUACACAGUAAAGGACUUAUGUGAGAAAUUUAAAUGUAAAACUCUAUGUAAGCCCCCCUUUGCCACCUCAGUUGGUGACUUCACCACAAUGAAUUCAUGUUUUGGUUUGUCAGUAUUUUCAAUUCAAUUCAAUUAAACUGAGGUGUGUAAAUGGCCCAUAUGCUAAUAAUGUGCAUCUUGCUGUGCAGUACUGUUAGCGUUACAGAGUUACACUGAAACUCUACACAGAUCUUGCCUUAAUAAUAUAACUCCUUUGGUUUUGGGCAGUUGCCACCUUUUAACAGUACAAUUGCCCUAUGUCUAUUUCAAUCUGACACCCAUGUUAACACCCCUCCACUUUAGCCCAGAGGAUACUUACUGUGCACCUAUUCUUAAUCCAACUCCCUCAUGGUAGCACUAACUCUGAUCACUGACAGGCUUGCUGCCCUAUAGCCAUGAGGCCAAACCCCAAAGACGUUGAGGUGCAAGGUGUGCAUUUGUGAGACAGACUAGCUUCUGGACCAACUGCCAUAUUAUCAGAGCUAUUCAUCAAUAACUCUUCUGAAUCACUCCAGAUCAUUCCAAAGUAGGUCUAAUUUCUCAUGUGUAUACUCUCAACACUGAAAUGCAGCCAAAUGGGAGACAUUGGCCAAUCAAGCUUCGCAACUUUUAAUCUGAAUCCAGAAAUGAUCUGUUGAAAAUUGAAGCCUUCGGUUUUAUUUUACUAGAGCUCAUGCAACACAUUAGUGUCAACGAUACUGUACCUAUUCAAACCAAAGGGUUCAUUCUUAUGUGGGACAGUUGCUCUGUUGAAGGAUAACGGUUAGAGUUCUUAUAGGACCCAGAAGAUUUGCACAUCAUAGAACACAUUGUAUGUUUUAACACCUGCUUCAAUGUGUGGAUAAUGUCAAACCUCCCUGCUUUGCCAAUUUUCUGAAGAUUCAUUCUCAAAGCCAGAAACAAAAGAGGGCAUGAUUUAGAGUUUUUUUUUUUUUUUUUUUUUUACUUUCUAGCAAGGCAUAGAGGCAUUCCAUAUUUUUUUUUUUCAUCAGCAAUAAAAGAAAAAGCACUUUAUGGAAGUUUUUGCUAUGUAAUAAAAUACAGUUUGGUUAUAGCCUUACAUACCGAAAAUGUGAUAUUGUGAAGCAGCAUUGUUGCUCGAGUCAUAUGAUUUGUAAACCCUAAAAGUCCCAUUUGAAAUAAUCUGUUACAUAUGUCUUGUUGUAUCCCUUGGUUUUGUGGAGAUUUACCCCCAGAAGGCCAAAUGUCUCAAUCACAGCCUGUAUGUGACAGAUGUGACCCUGGAUGAUGUUCAGUUGAAUGUGUUUUCGUGGUCCAUUAUUGAAAAAUGAUAUCGGGUGCAAUACACAAAGCUAAUUGAUUACUGAAAGAAUGUUAAGAGAAUCCUGAGAUGCUCCUUUGAGUGACAUCCAUUAAUAAAUGCUUUUGCACACCUCUA
This is a messenger RNA of Sardina pilchardus (European sardine), 4735 nucleotides long. RefSeq names its product mitogen-activated protein kinase kinase 5 (gene map2k5). Lineage: Eukaryota; Metazoa; Chordata; Actinopteri; Clupeiformes; Clupeidae. Gene Ontology annotation, molecular function: protein binding; MAP kinase kinase activity; ATP binding. The coding region runs from base 262 to 1689 and encodes 475 amino acids. Gene Ontology annotation, biological process: protein phosphorylation; MAPK cascade. The transcript is spliced from 23 exons. The record is from RefSeq and is a predicted model, not a curated record.